UAACGUAAUGUCUACGUCAUCGUCAACAUUACCUUUCGUGCGAUUACUUAUAAAAGCACUAAGCUUUGUGCUACAAAGUUUAAAGAAACUUUUAGGUUAUUUUUUGAUUAAAAUACAGAGAUAUAAUUGUAAUAUUACUAGAAAACAAACAGUAUUGAUUUAAUAGUAUUUAAAUCAAAUAAUAUUAAAAGAUAUGGUGUAAUAUCAAGAUGAAUUUUAUUAUGGAAAAUACUACAAUGAACUUUUUCUACAAUAAUUUUUCAUCUAACCAUACAAUUGAUACUAAUUCUUCAUUUAAUUACACAAAUGAUGUGAAGGAUAACAAUAAUUUGCCUGAAAUUCCUAAGUUAGUUAAAGAUAUUUUGAUUGUAGCAACAGUCAUAAUAAUAAUGAUGUCAAUGGGUGCUGACAUUUGUUGGGAUCAGAUUUGGAAUCAUGUACGAAGACCAUUCGCAGUAUUGAUUGGAAUAUUUUGUCAAUUUAUAGUUAUGCCUUUAUCAGGGUAUACCUAUAAACACAUCUUUCAACUGGAAGCGGAAGUAGCAACCGGAUUACUUAUUAUAUCAUGUACUCCUGGUGGAAUUCUAUCAAAUAUUUUCACUUAUUACUUAAAUGGUGAUGUAUCUUUGAGUGUCAGCAUGACUACAAUAUCGACUGUUUUAGCAUUAGGAAUGAUGCCUUUGAAUGUCUGGUUAUAUGCAACUAGAGAAGCGAGUCACUUAGUUAUACCUUUUGGCAAUAUGGCAUUGUCAUUAGUGAUGAUAACUUCUCCCGCUCUUGUGGGUAUGAUCAUAAGAUGGAAAUUUCCACGUGCAUCUGUUUACAUCACAAAAUGGGGUAGCGCAAUAGGUUUCUUAAUCUUCAUCACUUCAUUCUUAAUAGAAUUGAUAUCUUUUAGACACGUCGUUCAUCAGAUACCAUUAAAAUUAAUAAUUACUACAAUUCUAAUGCCAACCACAGGUAUUAUAGCGGGUUAUCUGAUAGGUUUUCUUUGUAAAAGAUCAAAUUCAAUAAGCACAACCAUCGCGGUUGAAAGUGGAAUACAGAACGUACCUGUUGCAAUUAGCAUUAUUUCACUAUCUUUUGAUAUUACACAUCAAACUAACCUCAUUAUGCUUCCGUGGUUCUAUUUAAUAUCACAAGUUGUAAUAUGUGGUGUUAUAUGUGCAGUUUAUCACAUUGUAAGAAUAUUUAUGAAAAGAAAAGAAGUUCCAGAAGAAAAACAAGAGAAAGUUAUUGAGAUUAUAGAAAUUACCUCAUUGUAAUGACAUCAUAAUUUCAAGAUAUCGAGCGUUUUAGGCCCUAUGAAUUUUAAUGGAAAUGAAAAUCAUUUUAUUCUUAAUAAUUAAAUUAUUUAAUGUAGAAAAAUAAAAAUUAAAUAAAAGUAAACGUAUUUUGAAUUAG
Centruroides sculpturatus (bark scorpion) is the source of this 1404-nucleotide messenger RNA. Its product is annotated as solute carrier family 10 member 6-like. Gene Ontology annotation, biological process: bile acid and bile salt transport. Gene Ontology annotation, molecular function: bile acid:sodium symporter activity. Gene Ontology annotation, cellular component: membrane. The record is from RefSeq and is a predicted model, not a curated record. Lineage: Eukaryota; Metazoa; Arthropoda; Arachnida; Scorpiones; Buthidae. The transcript is spliced from 7 exons. Bases 210 to 1265 code for a protein of 351 amino acids.